CAUCCCUUGGUGCCAACAGAUGAGGUUCACAAUCUCUUCCACAAAACAUCCAGUUAAAUAUCUGAGGAUAAUCAGGGACUUGGAUUUGGGUGGCGGGAGAUCAACAUAAACCAAGACAAGGAAGAAGUCAAAUAAACGAAUCAAGUAGAGUCUCUGGGAUAUAACGUGGUGGUUUGGGGGUUUGCAUAGUGCAGAGUAUGGUACUGGCCUAAGGCACUGAGGAUCAUCUUUUUCCCAUACCCACCAGAGACGCCUUAGGCGCCUAAGUCAUCAGGGCAUUCACCGCCUGGGGCGCUUGAGUCAUCAGGACACUGCCAGGAGACACAGAACCCUAGAUGCCCUGCAGAAUCCUUCCUGUUAGGGCUCCCCUCCCUGAAACAUCCUUCACUGCUAUAUUUCCAAGAAAGGAAGGGGGCUGGCUGGGAGGAAGAGAGGUGGGGAGGUGAUCAGGGUUCACAGAGGAGGGAACUGAAUGACAUCCCAGGAUUACGUAAACUCUUAGAGACAGUUCACAAGUAUUCACAAGUUCACAAGUGUGGCCUGGAAGCUGGCGGGUGCUGCUGUUUAGGAAAGAAGCUAGAGCCCUUCCAGAGCCUGUCCGGAGCUCAGAGGCUGGGAAGACCUAUCCACCAUGGAGCGCGCAUCCUGCUUGCUGCUGCUGCUGCCGCUGGUGCACGUCUCUGCGACCACGCCAGAACCUUGUGAGCUGGACGAUGAAGAUUUCCGCUGCGUCUGCAACUUCUCUGAACCUCAUCCCGACUGGUCCGAAGCCUUCCAGUGUGUUUCUGCAGUCGAGGUGGAGAUCCGUGUCGGCGGUCUCAGCCUAGAGCCGUUUCUAAAGCGCGUCGAUCCCGAUGCCGACCCGCGGCAGUAUGCUGACACGGUCAAGGCUCUCCGCGUGCGGCGGCUCACAUUAGGAGCCGCACAGGUUCCUGCUCAGCUACUGGUAGGCGCCUUGCGUGUACUAGCGUACUCCCGGCUCCAGGAACUGACGCUCGAGGACCUAGAGAUAACCGGCACCAUGCCUCCCCUGCCUCUGGAAGCCACAGGGCUUGCACUCUCCAGCUUGCGCCUACGCAACGUGUCGUGGGCGACAGGGCGUUCCUGGCUCGCCGAGCUGCAGCAGUGGCUCAAGCCAGGCCUCAAGGUACUGAGCAUUGCCCAAGCACACUCGCCUGCCUUUUCCUGCGAACAGGUUCGCGCUUUCCCGGCCCUCACCAGCCUAGACCUGUCUGACAAUCCUGGACUGGGCGAACGCGGACUGAUCGCGACUCUCUGUCCCCACAAGUUCCCGGCCCUCCAGAAUCUAGCGCUGCGCAACACAGGAAUGGAGACGCCCACAGGCGUGUGCGCUGCACUGGCGGCGGCAGGUGUGCAGCCCCACAGCCUAGACCUCAGCCACAACUCGCUGCGCGCCACCGCAGACCCUAGCGCUCCGAGAUGUAUGUGGUCCAGCGCCCUAAACUCCCUCAAUCUGUCGUUCGCUGGGCUGGAACAGGUGCCCAAAGGACUGCCGGCCAAGCUCAGAGUGCUCGAUCUCAGCUGCAACAGACUGAACAGGAGGCCGCGGCCUGACGAGCUGCCCCAGGUGGAUAACCUGACACUGGACGGAAAUCCUUUCCUGGUCCCUGGAACUGCCCUCCCCCAAGAGGGCUCAAUGAACUCCGGCGUGGUCCCAGCCUGUGCACGUUCGACCCUGUCGGUGGGGGUGUCGGGAACCCUGGUGCUGCUCCAAGGGGCCCGGGGCUUUGCCUAAGAUCCAGGAGAGAAUAAUGAAUGGGCUCAAACUGCCUUGGCUUCAGGGGCGUCCCGUCAGGACGUUGAGGACUUUUCGACCAGCUCAACCCUUUGCCCCAUCUUUAUUAAAAUCUUAAACAAUGG
This is a messenger RNA of Cercocebus atys (sooty mangabey), 1881 nucleotides long. It is a transcript of the gene CD14, whose product is annotated as CD14 molecule. NCBI's taxonomy places the organism in Eukaryota, Metazoa, Chordata, Mammalia, Primates, Cercopithecidae. The record is from RefSeq and is a predicted model, not a curated record. The transcript has 2 exons. Bases 632 to 1756 code for a protein of 374 amino acids. Gene Ontology annotation, biological process: positive regulation of type I interferon production; lipopolysaccharide-mediated signaling pathway; positive regulation of type II interferon production. Gene Ontology annotation, cellular component: external side of plasma membrane; lipopolysaccharide receptor complex; membrane raft. Gene Ontology annotation, molecular function: lipopolysaccharide binding; protein binding.